AUGGGCGACCUGCCGCGGGACCCCGGCCACGUCGUGGAGCAGCUCAGCCGCUCUCUGCAGACCCUCAAGGACCGCCUGGAGAGCCUCGAGCACCAGCUCCGAGUGAACGUGUCGGCGGCCGCGUUGCCCAGCGACUUCCGAGAUGUGCUCCAGCGGCGGCUGGGGGAGCUGGAGCGGCAGCUGCUGCGCAAGGUGGCGGAGCUGGAGGACGAGAAGUCCCUGCUCCACAACGAGACCUCGGCUCACCGGCAGAAGACCGAGAGCGCCCUGAACGCGCUGCUGGAGAGGGUGACCGAGCUGGAGCGAGGCAAUAGUGCAUUCAAGUCCCCCGAUGCGUUCAAAGUGUCCCUCCCCCUCCGCACAAACUACCUGUAUGGCAAGGUCAAGAAGACGCUGCCCGAGCUGUACGCCUUCACCAUCUGCCUGUGGCUGCGGUCCAGCGCCUCGCCUGGCAUCGGCACCCCGUUCUCUUACGCGGUGCCCGGGCAGGCCAACGAGAUCGUGCUGAUAGAAUGGGGCAACAACCCCAUCGAGCUGCUCAUCAAUGACAAGGUUGCCCAGCUGCCCCUGUCUGUCAGUGACGGCAAGUGGCACCACAUCUGUGUCACCUGGACAACACGGGACGGCAUGUGGGAGGCCUUCCAGGAUGGGGAGAAGCUCGGCACCGGGGAGAACCUGGCCCCCUGGCACCCUAUCAAGCCGAGGGGUGUGCUGAUCCUUGGGCAGGAGCAGGACACCGUCGGGGGCCGGUUCGAUGCCACGCAGGCGUUUGUCGGGGAGCUCAGCCAGCUCAACAUCUGGGACCGCGUCCUCCGUGCCCAGGAAAUCGUCAACAUCGCCAACUGCUCCACGAACAUGCCUGGCAACGUCAUCCCCUGGGUGGACAACAAUGUCGACGUGUUUGGAGGGGCAUCCAAGUGGCCCGUGGAGACCUGCGAGGAGCGCCUCCUUGACUUGUAG
Pteropus alecto (black flying fox) is the source of this 960-nucleotide messenger RNA. RefSeq names its product neuronal pentraxin 2 (gene NPTX2). The transcript has 5 exons. NCBI's taxonomy places the organism in Eukaryota, Metazoa, Chordata, Mammalia, Chiroptera, Pteropodidae. The record is from RefSeq and is a predicted model, not a curated record. Bases 1 to 960 code for a protein of 319 amino acids.